Molecule: messenger RNA, 2697 nt
Organism: Hydractinia symbiolongicarpus
Lineage: Eukaryota; Metazoa; Cnidaria; Hydrozoa; Anthoathecata; Hydractiniidae
Exons: 3
Coding region: 588-1772 (394 amino acids)
Source: RefSeq, a predicted model, not a curated record
AGAAAUCAAAGUCACGCAAAUCCCUUGGCUCAAGAACAGAAGAACAUAAGGACUGUAAUAAAACUUAGAAAGCUGCAUCAUUGCAUGACUGGUCUAGCUGUUGCCACUCAAAAGAAAUAUAAGUUUUAAAAAAAGGAGGAAAUUUUACGUGACUUCGGCACGAACUCAAGUUGCAUAUGCAUACAUACAAUCUCAUGUGUGUUUGCACGAAGUUUUUAUAGUUGAACAAGCGUUUUAAAUUAUUUUUUAAAAUGAACAGAAAUCACUAAUAACCAGAUAAACAUGUGAUGACGUCCUUAAAUGCACAAAUGAGGUUUUGACAUCUUGUUUUUCGUCAUUGUGCAUAUCUUUUACAAUAAUAAACACCUCCAAUUGUAAACGAUAGAUAUUUGUUUAUUUCAAAAUAUUUCGGUGGUAUCAAAGAUCGACCCAGGUGAUGAUAAUGUCAGUUGAUAUACGCAGAGGGAAUCGAUUAAUUAAAGCCUCCCUAGAACAUUAAUAUCGUUUAAUUAGCGUUUAGAAGUUUGCGUUGCGCCUUCAUAAUUUAUUUAAAGAAUCAAAUUGUGUAUUGGCAGUUACUUCGCGUUAUGAAUAUAGUUGAGCGUGCAGCGCAAGAAAACAUGAGUGAAGAAGCACGAGAAGCGCAGGUGGAGGUGAAGGUUGACGUCGAAAGCACUGUAGAAGAAACUACAUCCGCACCUGAAGUACCUCACACUAAAGAAAAAGUUGAAUACUCCAACAAAGCAAGGUAUCCAUAUCAAAACGAAGUUUUACCACCUAUUUACAUGUCUACUAUCGCCCAACCGUCAGUGUUCACUAACUACAUUCCUACAGUCUCCAACAGCAGCCCAAAGUAUGCUGUUGUAAGCACGGAGUAUGCACAUAAUGGAGCUGGUUACGUUCCAGUGGGUAGUGAAUAUCAGCGACUUUAUCAAACCUCACCUCCUAGUAUCGACAAAGCACCAAGCUUCCUCUCCAGGAAUAUUAGCAAAAGUUCUGAUGGCGAUAAUCAUUCUAAUGGUACAGCGCCACCCUCACCUUCCACCACACCGCCUGAAGAUAAGCAUGUGUGGUCAAAGGCCGAAGUAGAGCUUCUUCUGGACCUUUAUGAAACUUAUAAAGACCAGUUAAAGGAUCCGCGUGUGAGGAAAACAAAGGUUUGGGAGGACGUAGCCCGAAUCAUUCGAGAAAGGUUAGAUUCUGACGUGAAUGGUUGUCAGUGCAAUCAGAAGUUCCGAAACCUAAAAGCAGAUUUUCAAAAGGUGCUAGAACAUAACGGACGACCUGGUAAUUUUAAACGCGUGUGUAAGUAUUAUGAGCGUCUGGCAAGCAUCCUAAAUUAUUCUGGUAAUCCGAAUUUUAUGCACCCCAGCUCGAUGUACCAAAAUAACGCAGAGCUGAGAGAAGGCAGUGAAUACCAACAAAGACCUCAAAACGCACGAGAUAUAUACUUUGAAAACGGACGAUCUUCGCCUUCAAAGCAAGGUCAUAAGCGGAAGUUGCAUGAAAACAUACAGCUAAAUGGAAAUCAUAACGGCCACGUUGAACAAUAUUAUCCUAUUAAGAAAUCUAAAUCAAAUUGCAAUUGUGAAUGUAGCCAAGAAAUGGCAAAUUUACGCGAGACAGUCGAAAGAGUUAACAAUUAUGUCGUCGCAAGAGCAGCGCACGAAGAAGAACGAAUUCGACGCUUGGAAGAUAUACAUAGAGAAAAGUUGAUCGCAAUGAGUCGAUUUGUUGACAUUUUUAAAGAUUUCAUACACAAGAUGACUUAACCUGCGCAUAAUCAUAUUUUUUUAAUUUUUUUUUUUUUUUUUUUUGAAAAAUUGAGUUUAACUUAACUGAAGAAAUAUUGGCGGGAAGAAAAUUUAACUGAUCUCCGACGAAUUUAAAAUCUAAUUGAAAAGAAAAUAGGACUUUUAUGAAAAAGUUCUAAACUUUAAUAUUUGUCGGCGACUAUAUAAAAAAAAAAGAACGAGUCAAAAAGAUCAACUUUUAUGAAUUUUUUAAAAUAAGAUUUUGUCAUCCGCAACAUUAAAUUUCUGCCAAAACGAUUCAUUUUUGCUCGCCACCAAAUUAAAUUCUCACGAAAGUUAAUUUUUUUUAUCCGGCAUUAAAGAUUUCACUAACUUUACUUCUCAUCAAAAUUUCUUCCCUUCAGGUAUUUGUACUGUCUUGUUUUCAUCUUGGGACUGUCUUGACUUCUUUAACCGUUUGUGCUCCUACUGGGUAGAGGUCAACCUCUUUUCCAGGGCUGGAAGAGAAAAGCGCCCUGAGGACCAGGUUGAGUAGAGACCUGUCACCAUUGUGCCCUAAGUUUCGUCAUGACUUUUAUAAGAAACACGGGUUUUCAUUCUCCCCAGCUAGUAAAAGCUUAGGAUAAAACGGCGAUUUUCUGAGAAUAUUCCAGCUUUACAUUAUUUAAGAGUUACUGUUACUUCUUUUAACUCGCUGUGGUAUUAACACUUACAUAUGCUAUAUUAUUCGGGUAGCUAACAUUAAAAAUAGCUCAGAACUAUAGUCGGCUCUGUUUUUAUACAUCGAAUUUUAAAAAAUACUAAAUCCUUUAGGUUUAUGAUAUUGUAUAUUGUACAUAUAAAUAUGAGCACGGACGAUUUGUCUUAACAUGUAGAACCAUACUGUAAUAUAUAUUGACUGAUAUAAAUAUUUUUAUGAAAAGAAGAGUCCAUGAAACAGUAA